Kluyveromyces marxianus DMKU3-1042 is the source of this 1167-nucleotide messenger RNA. Its product is annotated as DnaQ-like exonuclease domain-containing protein. The transcript has a single exon. Gene Ontology annotation, cellular component: nucleus. NCBI's taxonomy places the organism in Eukaryota, Fungi, Ascomycota, Saccharomycetes, Saccharomycetales, Saccharomycetaceae. The record is from RefSeq and is a predicted model, not a curated record. Gene Ontology annotation, molecular function: nucleic acid binding. Bases 1 to 1167 code for a protein of 388 amino acids.
AUGUCAUUCGGUAAGUCUUUCAGACCCGGUCCAAGGAUUAAUAAUAACCAGAAUAAGAGAGAUUACAAUUCAAUGUCAUCUUCAAAGAAAUUGUUUGGCCCAGUUGGGAAAGCCAUCCAGGCGUAUCAAUCAGCACUGAAAACCUUGAAACCAGUACAACCUAUUAAAACAAAUUAUAGUGGUGUAAAAGUUUCCCCAGUUGUUAACAAAGAGUUACAUAAAUACGUCCAAGACUAUUUGAACGAUUUUGCCAAACAAAGCACCAAGAUUAACGCGGAAUCCAACAGGCGAUUGAAGGAAAAAAUAGAUGCUUUAUCACCAAGCGCCCAAGAUGACAAGGAGAUUAUCCAAAAGAUAACAGCCAGUCAUAUACCGAAAGUUAGUCUAUUACCAGGGUCGAGCAAAUGGACUGAAUUUUCAAGAGUUCUAACGUCAGUCCAAACGAGAAACGUCAUAUGUAUGAGUAUUGACAUCGAAGCUUGGGAGAAAAAUCCAAAGAUUAUAACUGAGAUUGGAAUAUCUAUAUGGGAUCCACGCAUAGAGUCCGGGCAAUACUCAAUUUCCAGUCCUUCCUUCGAUAACCAUCACAUUUUAAUAAACGAAUCUCUUGCUCUUCGAAAUACUCAGUUCAUGCCAGACCACAAACACCAGUACCUCAUGGGGAAAUCUAAGAUUAUGAGCAUGAAGCAAUGCCAGGUGUUUAUCCAGGAACUGAUAGAUGAAUAUAUGAUUCCAGAUGCAGACGCACCCGAAAGCGAACCAGGUUAUGAAAGAGCAUUCGUAGGCCACGGCUUUUCUGGAGACUUGAAAUGGUUACAGAGCUUAAACCUCAGAAUACCGGAGAAUAUCCCAGUUUUCGACACUAUGAAGAUUUUCCAAUCGAUGUACGGAUCCACUGGUUCUGGUUUGGGUAAGGCCCUUCGAUUGCUCCAAAUACCACACGCCUAUAUGCAUAAUGCGGGAAACGACGCUUACUACACCCUAAGACUACUACUACACAUGUGUGAUAUAGAAAAAAGGAAGCUCUUAGGCUUGGACGAUAUAGAAAAAGUCCAGAAUACCAUUGAACAAUGGAGGUCACAUGACUCCGGCGGUAAUCCUGCAGGUUCAUCAAAGCGCAGAAGAAAGAAUGUCGCUACCGAGUUCCAAGGAUCCGUCCAUUACUAG